AUGCCAGACUCGGCCGACCCGGCACCACCAGAACGCGAAGCACACGAGAGCCUGGCCAAGGAGCCAACGGACAUAACGUACGAGGAGUAUCAUCAACACGCGGAUGCGUAUCUGGAAGAGCUGGUGAACAGGCUAGAGCAAGAGCAGGAGAAGCGACAGGAUCUAGAGGUCGAAUACGCGUCCGGAGUCCUCGAAGUCGCAAUUGUUUCGAAAGGGAUAUACGUUCUGAACAAGCAGCCUCCGAACAAGCAGAUCUGGCUAAGUUCUCCCUUGUCCGGACCGAAGCGGUUCGAUUGGGUGGUUGUGGGUGAGUCGAUGAACCAGAAGCAAGGCUCAGGCAUAGGAGACUGGAUCUAUCUCCGUGAUGGUACAUCGCUCACGGCUUUGUUAAAGAAGGAACUUGGAGUUGAGCUGGGCGUUGAUCAGGAUAUUGCGUCGGCUACGACGAAAUAG
Molecule: messenger RNA, 453 nt
Organism: Mytilinidion resinicola
Lineage: Eukaryota; Fungi; Ascomycota; Dothideomycetes; Mytilinidiales; Mytilinidiaceae
Product: Frataxin
Exons: 2
Coding region: 1-453 (150 amino acids)
Biological process (GO): iron incorporation into metallo-sulfur cluster; intracellular iron ion homeostasis
Cellular component (GO): mitochondrion
Molecular function (GO): iron chaperone activity; ferrous iron binding; ferric iron binding
Source: RefSeq, a predicted model, not a curated record